GGCAGCAAGACUCUUUGUUUCAAAAACACAAAUAUACUGUUUAGUUAUAUUUGGCCUUAGUUUGAUAUUUUUAAUGAUCUAGUUAAGUAAUCAAUUAUUUGUUUUAUUUUAAAUCGUUUCAAAAUAUUAAUUUGAAAUGUCUUCUAGAAUGUUUGUUUUACCGAAAGCAUUCUCUGCAAUUCAGAGAGUGAAUACAGAUGAAUUGUCUUUAUUAACAGAGACAGAACUAAGACCACUCUUGCCAUGUUUAGUACGUAUGGCUCUAUGUGCACCUUUGGAUAAAACUGUCGAUUGGGCUCAAAAGCGGAAAGUAAUUCUUCAACUUCUAUCGGGCAUCGAAGUUGUCAAUUCACUUGUCGCUCUCUUGUCCAUAGACUUCCAUGCUUUAGAAGUCGAUGUGCGAAAAGAACAACAAAGGUGUAGAACAAUACCAAUUGUUGGAGAAAGUGCAUUGAUUCCUACUUUAACAAAUGGUUUAGCAUUAGAAUUUGAACGGAGUGAUGCAGCUAGAAGAUUGAGACUUUUACUUAAUGAGCUGCUGAUAAUAAUGGCUCAGGUUAAAGAUGGUGGUCUUGACGUUGUGCACAGUUCAGAGCUCUUUGAAAGUGUAGUUUAUUUAGAUGAAAUUGGGGAUGUUUUAUGUAUUGCUCAAGCUGAGUUGCCUGGAUUGCUUUACAUACCAGAUAUUGCUGAAGCACUUUUAUAUGUGCCUAAUGGAAUUUAUAUGCUGUGCCGAUUAGUUGCUAAUUCUCCUGAUAGCUUCCAAGAAGUUUGUGCUACACUAAUUAGUAAUGGAGAUAAACAUGAUGAAGAUGCACCUUUAGGAAAAAUUCGCAUUAAAGCAUUAAGAGUUUUGUGUCAAAUGAAUAUGGCUGAAAUUCUUUCAGUUCGUAGAAAAGCUGUGGAACUUUGUCAUAUGCCAGGACUGACUAUUAUUCUGACCUUAGAUUAUUGUCGAGUUGAAGAAGAAAAAAAUGCAAAUCACAAUUCUAUUGUUGGAGAUCUUGUAGCUUUUAUAAGUGGAUUACUUCUGGGAAGUGAUGAUAAAAUUAGAAACUGGUUUGGACAAUACUUUAGAAAUUGUCAAAAAAAACCUGAAGGAGAUGGAAAUCCUACUCACCUUCUAAGAGAAGAACUUCUUCAGAGGCUUAAAAACUUGGUCCUUUUUAGUAUUGAUCAUCAUAAUUUACCUGAUGCCAAAGUUGUUCAAGCAAGUUCUUUGUUACGCUUAUACUGUGCUCUUAGGGGCAUUGGUGGCUUAAGGUUUGUGGAAGAAGAAAUCAAUUUGCUGCUUCAGCUUCUUACAUCACAUCCUCCUCCCAGUCCUGCUGGAAUUAGAUUUGUGUCUCUUGGCCUCUGUAUGCUUUUAGCUUGUCCUUCAUUACUUACUACUACUGACCAAGAGAAAAGAGCUAUUGACUGGAUUCAAUGGCUUUUAAAAGAAGAGAGUCAUUUCGGAAGUACCAGUGGGGUGAAUGCUUCCUUUGGGGAGAUGCUACUUUUGAUUGCUAUUCACUUCCAUAGUAAUCAGAUGAGUUCCAUAACAGAGUUAGUGUAUUCUACUCUUGGCAUGAGGAUUCCUAUUCGUUCCAAUAAUCUUGCCAGAAUGAAAACCAUUUUCACUCAAGAAAUAUUUACUGAUCAGGUCGUUACUGCACAUGCUGUCAAAGUUCCAGUGACUAAAAACUUAAGCAGAAAUGUAACUGGAUUUUUGCCUGUACAUUGUAUUCAUCAACUUCUAAAAAGUAGAGCAUUUACGAAAUAUAAAGUACCAAUUAAAGAUUGGAUAUAUAAACAGAUUUGUUGUACCAUCCCCCCUCUCCACCCAGUUUUACCAGGCCUUAUUGAAGUCUAUGUAAAUUCAGUGCUUACUCCAAGCUCAAAAGGUUCUGUUGAUACCACCAAUGAACCUAUAACCGAGGAGGAAAUUUUAACUGUUUUCUCUAAGUCAGUAUUUAUGUGUCAGGAUCAGGCCAAAACAAUUUCUCAUACAUCAAAAUCCAUGUUGCAAGAAUUAAAUAAGAGUUCCCUUACAUCCCAACUUCUGUUGCUCUAUUAUCUCCUUCUAUAUGAAGAUACAAGGCUGUCCAACAUGAAAUCAAUUUUGGCCAGCGACCGAAAAGUGAAGCGGUAUUCGCCACAGUUUAUUGCCAAAAUCCCUAUAUUUUAUCUCAUACAAAGAGCUCAAAAAGAUCAACAGGAAUUUGCUGGUUUAUUUUCUCCAUUGCUCCGCUUAUUAACCACCCAUUAUCCUCAUUUGUGUCUUGUACAGUCAUGGCUUACUGAUGAAGAAGAUAUUGAUUUUACAUUAAAGAAUAGUAGCGUCAAACUUCUCAAAUGGCCAGAAGGAGGCUUUAGCAAGGAUAGUCUUGAUAAAGCUUUUGAGCAAGUAGACAGUUGUCCUUUCCAAUUGCUUUCACAUUUGAAUCACCUCCUUGCACUUCCAGUUCAGCAACUGUGGCCUUAUGCUUCAAAGUUUGUUACCUAUCUGCCUAAACUACUUGACCAUACUGACUGUUUACAAAUUCUCAUUAAAGCAAAAAAAGUAUGGUGGAAAUUAAACUCAAUUUUCCCUCGUAAUUUGUGGGUCAUCACUGUAAAUGCUUUUCCUCAGAAAGCAUUUAAAACUGCCAAGAAACUGACUCUAGACGAUAUUAUCCUAGACCCUCUCCAUGUUUUAAGGUGUGAUAAAAGAAUAUUUAGAUGUCCUCCUUUCAUGGAAAUAGUGCUGCAUAUGCUCCAGGCUUUUCUUGCAGCUUCAAGAACUCACCUUUAUCAUCACACAUUGGAACAGCCUAUGUUAGAAAAAACUGGACUUCUUGAAAAUGAGAAAGAUAGAGAUGAUCUCAGGACAGCACUUGUUGCAGCUCAGGAAAGCGCAGCAGUUCAAAUAUUGCUGGAAUGCUGUUUACCAACUGAAGCAGAUAAGAAAGCAGUUGGAUUGCUAACUAAUUUAAGGGAAAUUCAAAGUCUCAUAUGUUCCCAUCUUCAUCAAGUAUUUAUAUCUGAACCCAGUUUGGCUAAAUUAGUGCAUUUUCAGACAUAUCCAAGUGAAUUACUACCAGUGGUAGUCUCAUCCGUGCCAUCUCUACAUAUUUGUCUCGAUUUUUUACCUGAACUUUUAAGUCAAGCAGACUUAGACAAGCAGGUUUUUGCUAUUGAGUUGGCCUCACAUUUGUGUUCUCAGUAUGCAAUAGCUAAAUCUCUCAGUGUUGCAAAAUUAUGCAUAAAUGUUUGUUAUACUCUUCUGGGAGUACUUCCUAGUUCUCAACAUCGUAAAUUGUUUCUGCCAACUUUGCCUGCACUUGUUCGAAUGUGUGAAGCCUUUCCACCUCUGUGUGAGGAUGUUGCAUUUUUGCUUUGUCAGUUAGCAAGAGUAUGUUUGUCUAGGACCUGUGCUACUUCAAGUGUUCCUCCAACUACCGCAGAUUUAUUGCUCCCCGUGGAAGAAGUCAAACCAAUUGUAGAUUAUAUAAAACUAGAAAGUGUAAUUCAUGAACUAAACUCAGACAAUGACUUGUGUUUUGCCAUCCAGAAAGCUUUUGUUGAUCUGUGCUACACAUUAACUCUUGACCGGACAUUAUAUUAAUGUCUAUUAUAUUAAUGUAAAUUGCAUGUAAAUAAUUCAUAUUGUAUCGGUGUUUGUUUUUUCACAAUAAAUUUUUCUCAUAUAAGUAA
Messenger RNA from Parasteatoda tepidariorum (common house spider), 3678 nucleotides. It is a transcript of the gene IntS2, whose product is annotated as integrator complex subunit 2. The record is from RefSeq and is a predicted model, not a curated record. Gene Ontology annotation, cellular component: integrator complex. Lineage: Eukaryota; Metazoa; Arthropoda; Arachnida; Araneae; Theridiidae. Gene Ontology annotation, biological process: snRNA 3'-end processing.